This is a messenger RNA of Spinacia oleracea (spinach), 471 nucleotides long. RefSeq lists its product as uncharacterized. The record is from RefSeq and is a predicted model, not a curated record. NCBI's taxonomy places the organism in Eukaryota, Viridiplantae, Streptophyta, Magnoliopsida, Caryophyllales, Amaranthaceae. The transcript has a single exon. Bases 1 to 471 code for a protein of 156 amino acids.
AUGAGAGAUAUUCUUAGUGGCAAGAGAAGUUAUGAAGCAAAGGAGACCGUGCAACUCACGGAGAGUUGUAGCGCUCUAAUUCAACACUCCUUUCCCCCAAAACUCAAUGAUCCUGGAAGUUUUUCUAUCCCUUGUAGCAUUCAAAAGCUAAAGUUUGAUAAUUCUCUUUGUGAGUUGGGGGCAAGUGUGAGCAUCUUGCCAUAUAAGACCUAUGAGAAGCUCAAGCUAGGUGAUCUUUCUCCUACUGCUAUGUCAUUGCAACUAGCCGAUCGAUCGGUUAUGUUGCCAUUGGGUAGGAUUGAGGAUGUUCCCCUCGUUGUUGGCAAGCUUACUUUCCUUGUUGACUUCGUCGUCUUGGACAUCGAUGAGGAUGCCCAUACCCCCAUUAUCUUGGGGAGGCCAUUUUUGGCCACCGCGGGUGCUCUUAUCGAUGUACAAGGGGGACUAAUCACCUUGAAAGCGGGGGAUUAA